GACGGCAAGUCUUACAAAGUAUACUUAUCGGUUAUAUUCUUCCAGGAUGGCGGAAGCGCAAGCUGAUACAAGUCGAAAGCGGAAGACAAGGAGUCGAUUUGGUUGCUGGCCAUGCAAAGCGAGAAAGAUAAAAUGCGGUGAAGAGAAGCCAGUUUGCGGGAAUUGCCAACGGGUCAACGAUACCUGUGACUAUAGCGUCCGCUUGAAUUGGGAGGGAAGGUCCAAGAAAAGGUUCCAAGUCGAAGCAUCCUCUAUCACCAAAUCCAAUAUGCAGAGGAAUAGCAACUAUGCAAAGAGCUCGGAAGUUGUGAUCGAUUUGGGUACGGCUAUAUCUGCCUCACGCCCUGGUGCCCUGGAUGUAGGAUUGACACUCUCUCGUCCAUCGUUGAUGUCAAAAGAGGGGUCCUUAUGGAUUGCCGAUUCAUCUCAUUCUCCGAACCAAAAGUCUGAUCCAAUAUACGGCGGAGAUGUUGAGACCGUGCUAUCCAUUGGACAGCAUGGCCAGCGUUCUUGGACAACCCACGAUACCAUACCUACCAAGGUUUCGGCAAAUGAUGAUCCCACGCCGCCAUAUCCGAUCUUACCAUGCCCUCCACCACUCAAGGCGUUUCUACCUUUACCCCGCACUCCAAAAUCGACCAGUACCUCCGACGAUACAACAUCCAGGACGUCCAUCUCUGAAAGCGUGGGGAGUCCUCGAACCUCACGAUCCCGACGGAUGGAGAUUAGCUCUCUCCUCUCCAGUCCGGUUCGCGAGUCAUUCGAUCCAGAUGCUGUACAGGCAGGAACCUCAAGACCGAGCUCUCCUGAAGCACCAUCCAUAUACGCUUACGGAUAUGAUAUAGGAGAACCGGAUCGUGACCGGCCCAAGAAUGACGAUGGCGAAGCGAUUAGGGAUUUCUGCCUAUUUCCAAGACCGAUCCAUUUCAAUCCCAAGUCUAUGAGGCCACGGUCACUCAUGAACGAUGCGGACAAGUCGCUCGCCUUUUCACCUGGAGGUUAUUACUCCUCACCGGUCCCGAUUACAAUACCGGCAGCCCUUCAACCUCUUCCGACUAGUUUGACGGAGAAUCCUAUGCACCUCCUUUAUUUCCAUCACUUCAUCAACCACACUGCUCGAGCCCUGGUGCCGCAUGACUGCUCGCUGAAUCCGUUUCGCUACCUUCUCCCUCAAAUGGCGAUCCGAGAUCGAUAUUUGCUGAACCUUCUCCUAGCGUAUUCGGCCAGCCAUCGAGCGCGACUUCUAGGACACACAGAACCACACACGCGGAUUGCGAUGCUUAUGGACGGGAUUUUCCCGAAACUCCAACAAGAUAUUGUGAAUGCCGCUUCACAUGUGUCGGACAGCUGCCUAGCUACCGCGAUAAUGCUUGCGUCACUGCAGAUCAUCUCUCCCAGCACAUUCGGAGUCACCAUCCCAUGGCAAACUCAUUUGAAUGUUGCACGGCAAAUGGUCCUUCUUCGAGAAAGCCUGAACACUUCCGGCCGCGACAAUGUCUCCAACUUCCUGCUCCGAUGGUUCGCCUAUCUCGAUGUUAUAGGCAGCCUGACGGAUGGUACGAGGCGCGAGUCUACGCUGCCCGCGAAAUAUUGGUCGGAAGCAUAUGAGUUCGAAAAAGAUUACAUUGACUGCCUCUUUGGAUUCGAUAGUCGCUAUCUCAACAACCUCGCAAACAUUGCCGAACUGGCUCGAGCGAAUGAUUCUGGCACGGUUGAUUCUGCCGACCUAAUGGAGACCUCCAUGAUCAUCAAAGACGAACUUUUGGCAGGUAUUAAGCAGUCAUGUCGGCCUUGCAGUUGGUCUGAUUCCUGCUCAACAGCAGGCGGCGAGCAUGACGGGUCAAUAGAGAUGGUGGCUGCUAACGAAGCGUUCCACUGGGCUGGGCUGAUCCAGCUCUACACUCGUGUGUUGGGAAAGCCAAUAUCAGUAAACGAGACCCAAGAAGCCGUGCAGGGAAUUGUCAAUUCCCUAUCAAAGAUCCGGAAAGGAGGGUCGGUAGAGGCGUGUAUCCUUUUCCCGAUAUUUGUCGGGGGCGAAGCGGCGCUUCAGGAUGCUCAUCGUCACACCAUUCUUGGAAGGCUGCACAAUUGUGAAAGUUUCGGGUUCAGUCAUGUAUGACGAUGACUGUUUAUGAUGCCAUCAUAUGCUGACGAAAACUCUAGGUCCAAAAGGCGCGAGAGCUACUUCAGGACGUCUGGCGAACGGGGAAGAUGAGUUGGCAGCUUCCUGGAUCCAACCUUUUCAUCGGGUAGUCCGAGCUACCCAAGGGCCAUCAGGAGACAUCCAUUGAAGCUAACCUCGGGUUCAUGAAUAUUCAGUUUCGAGUUUCGAGUUAAUCACUGCCAAAGCGGUGAGUGUCAAUAGUUAGUCGAGGCGGUGACGUUCAAUGAAAUUCCAACCGCAGUAUUAAAAUGCGUGACUGGCGCCAAUGGGCUGCCCAACCACAGUCC
This is a messenger RNA of Eremomyces bilateralis CBS 781.70, 2451 nucleotides long. RefSeq lists its product as uncharacterized. Gene Ontology annotation, molecular function: transcription cis-regulatory region binding; DNA-binding transcription factor activity, RNA polymerase II-specific; zinc ion binding. Bases 47 to 2119 code for a protein of 690 amino acids. Gene Ontology annotation, cellular component: nucleus. The transcript has 3 exons. Gene Ontology annotation, biological process: positive regulation of transcription by RNA polymerase II. Lineage: Eukaryota; Fungi; Ascomycota; Dothideomycetes; Eremomycetales; Eremomycetaceae. The record is from RefSeq and is a predicted model, not a curated record.